UGAAGAUAUGUCUUUCAGAAUGAUGCAAAUAUAUUUUUUUUGUAACAUAUGUAGUGUUAAGAAGAACACCUUGUUGUGUAUUUGGCGACGUUGGAAGAUAUCAACGUUUCGGAGAAUCUUACAGUCUCCAUCUUCAGGGCUGAAUACAAUACGUUCCUCUAGAACGUUGAUACGCUAGAAUAUUACACGGCUUUGCACAGAGGAAAUCACAUCCAUAGAACAAUAGAUUGCAUAAUAAUUUCUAUCUGGGAUUUUAGAAUAAAAUCCUAGUCACGGAGUGGAUUCAGUCGUACCAACGCCUGAAGGCGGAAUUGUUUAAGAAUCAGUUCCAAUUAUGAACAGGUCAGAGGUUCCAAUCCAUGGCAGAAGAUGACAAUUACUAUAAUAACUUUUAUUACGAGUUAUAUCUUGGACGUGUGUGAUGUAUUUAAUAGACACGGAGGACAAUGGACGUCCUAACUCAACAUGAAGACUUCAACAAUAACCCAAUCUUCAGACUCAGGAAUGCGAAGAAGUCCUUAGAAUCCAAUCUGAACCAUCUGGAUCAAACCGUAAACCUUUACCAGUGUGAGGAAAAUUUUACAAGGACUCGUCCCAGAGUUCAACGAGUGAGGGAGCCGACGCCAAUUGAAGAAGGUCAUCCUGUUUACUCUCCUGGCGUGCGUCGUCCCUUGUCGGAUCUUCUACAGCCUCUCGAUGAAAAUCCCUUUUCGAAGAUCUCCCGCGAACCCUGGUGGUGGAGAUACCCCUCCCUCCGCCCACACAUCGAAGAAUUAAAGGCUCUACCUUCGUAUCUGAGGGGCAGUUACCUGUCCCCCGUGAAGAGCACCUUCAGAUGGUACGAACAUCCAUUCCGACCUUACGGACCCGUGACCCAGUCUUUCUAUUACUACCUGUGGCGUAGGACUCACUUGGAGAACAGACUGGACGAAAUUGAUGGCAGAAUUCGAGAAGCCAUCAAUCCUCCAGCCCAUCUAGUUUACCCGUGAGAUGAUGAUAAGAUGAAGAUGGAACCCUGUGGGACAGAUCUACUCAAUAUUAAAAAUAAAUCCUUUUAUCUCAAUCUGAAAAUCAUGGCUGUAUUAUAGCAAAUAUAACUCUUUAUUCCAUUACAGUUCUGAUUCACUUUAAAUGAAAUUCAUAUUUCCCUAUAGAAUAGUCGUAUUUUAAAACGUGAAUAUACAAGAUUUUCUAACAAAUUAUGGCCAUGUUUAAAUUUUAUAACCCAAAUAAUUUCCGAAACAUAGCACGCUCAGUAUUGAUUGUUGUUUCAGAAUAAAACAUCCUCUCCGAAGCUUAA
Zootermopsis nevadensis is the source of this 1300-nucleotide messenger RNA. NCBI's taxonomy places the organism in Eukaryota, Metazoa, Arthropoda, Insecta, Blattodea, Termopsidae. The record is from RefSeq and is a predicted model, not a curated record.